Molecule: messenger RNA, 4799 nt
Organism: Synchiropus splendidus (mandarinfish)
Lineage: Eukaryota; Metazoa; Chordata; Actinopteri; Syngnathiformes; Callionymidae
Gene: agap2
Product: ArfGAP with GTPase domain, ankyrin repeat and PH domain 2
Exons: 20
Coding region: 680-4096 (1138 amino acids)
Cellular component (GO): nucleus
Molecular function (GO): GTPase activator activity; GTPase activity; protein binding
Source: RefSeq, a predicted model, not a curated record
GAGGAGAGAGAACAGGCCGGCUCCUUCUGCACUGCACGGCGCGUCUGUUGCUACAAGGAGGGGCGAGGAGAGGGAGGGAGACUGAGGAGUCCAUGUGAUACGCUCAGGACUGGUUGAACCGGUGUCGUCUCCGAAGCAGCUGCUCAGGAGGAGCGUUUCUGUCAUAGUGUCAGAGAGGAAUGGGGAGUAAUGGACGGAGCCUUCCAGACCCCAGCAAGCCUCUUCCCGUCUCAGCUUGGGAUUCUGAAAGCCCUUCAACCUUCAUGGAUGUCCUCGCCGUGCGUGAUGCUGCCGUCCUUCCCUCUGCCUGCCUCUCUGCACGGAUGCUGCUGCGGUCGCACGUGUGACCAUCACAACCCGUGAUCCUGUAGGGUCUGCACGCCGAGCCAUGCCGCUCUUGAGUGACAGCCAACUCCCCAGCGUUCUCAUUUCCGCCUGGCAGCUGUAGGAAACACCUUAUGGAUGAGGCAGGUACUGGACGCUCCCGCACAAAAGGAAGAUGCAAUAUGCGCUAACACAGACAAUCCAGCUGCCUAGAAUUCUAGUCUCGGCUUCAAGAUUCUCCCGCAGCAAAAGAGCUGCCGGGCUCUGGACUAUUUCUGGAGUGGAUGUCUCUUCUGGUGAAGCAGAGCACCAAUCAAUAGCCACAUCUGCGCUGGAUAUUUGAGAGACGGACACCAUGGAUCAAGCUAAAUGUUCCUGCGGCGCCUCCCCGGUCCCUCCCCAGGACGGCCAACAUGGUCUCCACUACGAGCACAUGAGUGGAGGCGCGCACCUGCAGCAGCGCACCACCUACCUCAUAUCCCUCACCUUGGUCAAGGUAGAGGCUGUGGAGGAUGAAGGGGGGGAGCCCCAGACGGAUGUGAGGCAGUCAUCAGAUGGAGAGACGCGGGGCCUGACUGGGGCUGAGGACCGAGCCACAGCACUUGUAGCUUCCCCACAGAGGACCAGUCCAUGGUCUCAGAAAGAUCCCAAGUCUUUCACCAGUGAUGCCCAGCGAAGUGACGUCUCGACGGCCCGACCGUCUGAAAGGACAGGAGAAGAAAGGACACUGUCCGCUGCAGAGAUCAAACAAAGCAGACCUCCAUCUUUGGUUUCCACACCUCCAGCAGAGGUGUUUGAAUCCAUCCGCACUCCAACCAGGACGAACCUUCCGAUGCGACCAGUGGGGCAAAGGCCUGUGAGUCUGCUGAAGUCUCAGAGCAGUGCACCGAUGCGGGGCAGGGACUCCAGAGAGGGCAGGGAGCGCAGCCCCACCGCGGCGCAAAGUCUGGACCGCAAGGACUGCCGCGUGCCCAUGCGCUCGCCCGGCCCUUGUAGGGCCUCCUGGACUGAGGCCAGCACGUCUGAAGGAUGGAGAGAUCCCAGGGAUCAGGUCCCGGGUGCACGACCAUUAGAGGCGGGAUAUGAAGGCUCAGCGGUGAUGAGAGACCUGCCUCGGAAGGAGAGGCUCAAGUCAGGCUCAUCUUCUUUACCGGCCAGCGCAAACCUGGAAUCAAAGCCCACAAGGAAGGGCAAGAGCCGGACCAUUGACAACAGUGACCUGAACAGCCUCUCUGAGGACCUGGGGCAGGCCCAGCACGGCCCACGCACUUCUGCCAAGGACAGAAAGAUGCUGAAAUUCAUCAGCGGGAUUUUCACAAAGAGCAGCUCCGGUUCUGGGGGCUCCUCCUCCACACCGCCGUCAGUCUUCAUCCAGAGAGAUUCCAGUGAGGAGGAAGUGAACAUCGCCAACAGCCAGGACUGGAGUCUGAGCCGAUCCAUUCCCGAGCUGAGACUGGGCAUUCUGGGAAGUCUGAAAAGUGGCAAGUCUUCACUGGUGCACAAGUACGUCACAGGCAGUUACGUUGCUCUCGAGAAGCCUGAUGGUGAAAGGUAUAAGAAGGAAGUGCUGGUUGAUGGAUGCAGUCAUUUGUUGCUGAUCCGGGAGGAAGCUGGGCCUCCUGAUGCACAGUUCAGCAGCUGGGUGGAUGCAGUGAUUCUGGUCUUCAGUCUGGAGAAUGAGAGCAGCUUCCAGGAGCUCUACCAGCUCUACAGUCAGCUCUGUGUCCACCGCACCGACAUCCCUGUCAUUGUGGUGGGAACGCAAGAUAAGAUCAGCAGCACUAACCCCCGUGUGAUCGAGGAUCAGAGGGCCAGGCAGCUGUGCAUCGACGUGCGUCACUCCCUCUUCUACGAGACCUGCGCCACCUAUGGUUUCAACGUGGAUCGAGUGUUCUCCGAAGCUGCCCAGAAGAUCGUGGCUCAGAAGAGGCAGGCGGCGCUGCAGGCUUAUAAGUCUCUUCCCAACUCUCCCAGUCACUCUGGAGGCUCCACGCCGGGGUCGGCCUCCUUUCCUGGACAGACCACCAACGGCCCGAGCAGCGGUUACGCCUACUCCCUCCCCUCCACCCCGGUGAUCAGUCACAGAGAGCUGAGGGUGGCACAGGGGGAGGGAGCGGGCAGCUCACGCUCGCUGAAGACCAUCCCGCGCCGGCCGUCUCUCUUCAAGAAUCGAGACUCGGACAAGAAAUCUUCCGAGACCAAGUUAGACCCGAGCAGCAGCCGGGGAGCUCCCAUCAAGCAGAGCAUCUUGUGGAAGAGAAGCGGAAGUUCUCUGAAUAAGGAGUGGAAAAAGAAAUACGUCACCCUGACCAACAACGGAACACUGUGCUACCACUCCAGCUCCAGCGACUACAGCCAGAAUAUCCAUGGGAAAGAAAUCGACCUGCUGCGUGUGACGGUGAAGGUUCCUGGAAAACGUCCUCCGAGAGCCGUGGCCCCUGCAGGGAAUUCGGCUCCGCCCCUCAGCUCCGGAGUCAACGGUGUCAAUAAAGAUCUGGUGGCAGCAGAACCAUCCACUUCAGUUCCCCAGUUAUGUCCCGCGACGCUGUCAGUGGCAGAUGAGCGGGCGACUGCCCUCUCUCCGUCUGGAGUGGAGCGGACGCUUCAGCGCUGCCCCUCGUCCUUGUCUACCAAAGCACAGAGUGUUGACGGCCUUGAAGGAGCAGCGAGUUCCUUUGCUGGGAAAGAGCCCAGCCAGUCUUCUCCGAUGAGCGACCGGAAGAAGAAUCGGAGGAAGAAGAGCAUGAAUCAGAAAGGCGAUGCCGUCAUCUGCCAAGCUGAAGCAAAACGCAAAAUGUGGAAAUUAAAGAGCUUUGGUAGCUUGAGAAAUAUAAAUAAGACAGAGGAGGAGAAUGCCGACUUCAUCGUGGUGUCCUUCACCGGACAGACGUGGCACUUUGAGGCGCAGAGUCUGGAGGAAAGGGACUCUUGGGUGGCGGCGAUAGAGAGUCAGAUCCUCGCCAGCCUGCAAGCCUGUGAGAGUGGCCGGAACAAGGCCCGCAGGAGCAGCCAGAGUGAGGCCGUCGCCCGCCAGGCCAUCCGGAACACCAAGGGCAAUGCUUUCUGUGUGGACUGUGAAGCCCCGAAUCCCACCUGGGCCAGCCUGAACCUGGGGGCGCUCAUUUGCAUCGAGUGUUCUGGGAUCCACAGGAACCUCGGCACUCACCUGUCCCGGGUUCGCUCUCUGGACCUGGACGACUGGCCGGUGGAGCUCACCCAAGUGCUGGCUGCCAUCGGGAACCACAUGGCCAACAGCAUUUGGGAGGGCCUGACCCACAGCAGGACCAAACCCACGCCCAACGCCUCACGAGAGGAGCGAGAGUCCUGGAUCCGUGCUAAAUACGAGCAGCGAGCUUUCGUCCCGCCUCUCCCCGCACCAGCGGAUGACAGCAUGCCCACUUGUCUGCUGGCAGCAGUGAAGGAGCGGGAUCUGCCCAGGCUGCUGCUCCUGCUGGCCCACAGCAGCAAGGACAUGAUCAACGCUGCGCCUGCAGCCUCCCAUACCGCCCUGCACGCCGCCUGCCAGCUGGGAGACGUUGUCAUGACGCAACUUCUCAUCUGGUAUGGAAGCGAUGUGAAAGCCAAAGACAGCCAGGGCCAGACAGCGAUGGCGAUGGCCAGGAAGUCAGGAAGCAAAGCCUGCGUUGAUGUUUUGCUCCAGCAUGGCUGUCCGAAUGACAUGGCGCCAACAUCCGCCGCCGCCUCUGUCCUCUCUCGACGCUCCAGCACUGCCAGUCUGGGGAGACCCAGCUCCCGGACACACGUGUCCUAGUCUGGGAAUGGAAAAGAGACACAAACAGGGGUCUGAAACAAGGAGAACGUAUCAAUAUUAAACACAACUAUAUUAUAUUAAUACGGUUCAAAUGUGUCUCAACAUGUUCUUUGACUUAAAGCAAUAUCAUUCAGUGUAUGGAUAAUUGAUAUGUUGCUAACAUACUGUGUUGAUGUUGUUGACUGUACUUGGCCUCAGUUUAAGGCUGUUCCAGCCGACUCAUGUGUCACCUCCAGAUAGGACAAAUGGUAAUGAUGAUGUCACGACACAGACGGUGAGGGAGUUAUUACUCCCUGUCAUGCGGAGACUGAAUCAGACAAGGUGAGAGUGAGCUUUGUUUUGGGCCUGUGGGAGCAGUUUGGAUCGUAUUGGCUCAGAGAUGAUGCUGCCUCGCCGAGGUUGGAGUGAUAUUACUGUCAUGUUCUGGGUUCAACACUCGUGUAAAUUCACAAAACACACUCGGUGUUUAAGUGCAACCAAGACACAACUGGACUCUGUUUUGUAAAUCAUUUCGUAUGGUAGUCGAAGAGAAAGUCAUGUUUGUCGCCGUCUUUUAUAAGUUCUUAUUUAACCUGUGGCAGACACAUCAACCAGGGAGCAGCUGAACAUCAUCGAUCAUAUUAAACCACCCCGUGCAUUCAAAGUAAAUCCAGAACAACCUCUUGAGUUUUUGUCAAGCCACUUGACAACAGUGAACUUUUUA